GUAACUCAUGCCCAAUAGUUAAUAAAUAAUCUGCUGAAAGCACUGUUGGGGAAAAAACCUGUUUCUACUUGUUUUUUUCUAUAGUGUUCAACACUAUUUCCAUUAUCAUUCUCACAGUUCCUCAUACCAAACAUGUUCCUCAUCAGAGACAAUGAUUACAACAUAGACUCUUACUGACUGCGGGGGAGUUUCCGGUCUUUGCAGGCAGAAUCCAACAAAAUCGUGCCUCUUUAUAAAUCACAUCGCAGUAUUGAUUCUGCUCCAGAACAGAGAUUCUUCCAGUACGGCACAGACUCUGCUCCAGAACAUAGAUACCUGCGGUUCAGAACAGAUCCCACUCUGGAACAGACCCAUCUCCAGCACGGCUCAGAUUCUGCUGCAGCACAGGUAGUACCUCAGGGCAGAGACUGCUCCAGAACAGAUACCUCUAUCAGAGCACAGUCGCCACUCCAGGACCGAUUCUACCUCGGGACAGAUGCUGCUCCAGACGAGAGACUCUCUACGAUAGACACUCGUUUACCUCGUCCUGUGUUGGCAACCUGUUAUGUUGAAGUGCGCAUUGAUUUAGAUAUUACAUAGUGAGAUCCCGCGUGUGAUAUGAGUGCGCUGCUCAGCUUUGUGGAGCCAGUGGUCUUUGUUACCAAUGUGGCCAAUUCUCUCUUUGAUACGGCGCUUUUGAUGGUGGUCUACCGGCGGCUAAAUGGGACAACGACUGGGAACAGUGACCUAGCGCAGAAGGAGGUGGCCCACUUCUAUAUGGUUUACAACAUGAUCUACUCUCUGACCCCUGUGCUGACAACGGUGCUGCUGGGAAGGUGGGCCGAUCGUCAAGGCCAGAAGGUCCUGCUGAUUGUCCCUUUGCUGGGGUAUCUCCUCGGGAGGUUCUUGCUGCUCUUCACCCAUGUUUUCCACUUGCCCAUCAGUGUGAUGUACGGCUCAGCAGUGAUCAACGGGCUGACUGGAGGGUUCCCAGCCUACUGGAGUGGAAUCAAUGCCAUCACAUCCAUGAGGUCAGGAGAAGCAAGACGCAGCCUAAGGUUAAAUGUGCUGGAGGUGACGUCAGGGGUGGCAGGACUCCUGGGCAGUGUGGCAUCCGGACACUUCUUUAUGAUCAGAAUUCACAACGAGAAUGGACUCCUGCUGAUCUGCCUGUGCCUGUCCCUGUACUUACUAAGCCUGUUGUACUCGGCAAUCUUUCUCAGAUACCCUGCUGUCCCUCCACGAGAACAGGUCCCCAGAGGAGUGCACAAUCCAUGCUGGAGAAAAUUCAGCAGAGAAAUGCUUCUUCUCUCCACCUGCUACCUCCUGUACGAUUUUGGAAGGACUGGUGGGGAAAAUAUAAUCUCAAUUUAUGUUCUGAAGCCCCCCCUGAGCUGGAACCCGGUCCUCGUGGGUUAUGGCCGGGCAGCCACCUUCGGUAUGUUCCUGACCAGCUUCUUUGGAAUCCUGAUCUUCUCCCGGCAUUUAAGUGACACAUCUCUGGUGUUCAUGGGCAUCAUCUCCAACACAGCUGGAUUGGUCACCAUGGCCUUUAUGAGAAGCACCCCCUGGUACUUUAUUGCUCGAGCUAUGAUGUUGUUUUCCUGCAUUCCGUUGCCUACAAUACGAGCUCAGCUGUCCAAACAAAUAGAUGAAGCUUCCUACGGUUCUGUCUUCGCUUGGCUUCAGACAGCGAUGGCUCUGACAGAUGUGAUAGCUACCCUCACCUACAACAGUCUCUACAUUGCCUUCCUCGAAUGGUACAGUGGCUUCUCUCUGCUCCUCGCCGCAGCCGUUUGCUGGCUCAGCACCUUGCCAGUUGUGGUUUACAGCUACAGACUGAGGAGGAGGGAUGACGGCCUGGAUUCUGACACACACUCCACGAGGACAAUGGUCAUCGAUGACUUUGAUGAAUGUUCAACUGGCUCUUCGCAGUGAGGACACAAACCCAACCCACCGCCGGGUCUGCCAACUGUGCCGUUAAAAUGUUCCAGUGGAGAAUGUGGGCACUCGGAACGUGUCGGAGCCACAAAUAAUAGAAAUUGACGAAGUUCUUCAUCAAACGACUCUCUCAUUGUGCUGUAGAAACAGCUCGUGUCUCUGUUUGAGAAAUGUGGAGACCUUUCCAACACCCUUGUCGCUUAUGGUCGAAAACUGAAUUUUAUUACCCAAAGGUAGUAGUACACUGGAUUACCAGACUACAGGAGCACAUGGGAUUACCAGCUCAAAGAUCAACAGUUCAAAUCCCACGUAGAUGUAGAUUGCUUUAGUUCUAUAACACUCUUAAUUAAAAGUGUGAUUACACUAAAAAUGAGCAUGUCCUUCAGUCACGGAGUCAACAGCAGAGAAGCAGGCCCUUCUGCUCACCACAUCCGUUAUGCUCAUCUAGACUAAUCCUAUUUGCUUGCACUAACCCUGUAUCCUGCGCUUAGUCUAUUUAAGUGUUUGUUCAAAUGUCUCCUAAAUACAGUGAUCAUGUCCAAUUUCACCACCUCCUCCGGCAGUGAUUUCCAGAUAUCAACCAUUCUCUGUGCAAACAGACUUACCACUCAGAUCCCCUUUAAAUCUCCUUUCUCUCACUUUAACCCAAUGCCCUCUUGUUUUGAUACCCCUGUCAUUGGAAAAAAUUCUCAUUACCUUCUUCAUUCAUCAAUCGCCAUCGCCAGCUGGGGGUUUUGACUUUGACUCUGACAUCGGGGGGGGUGGGCGGAGUGCAGUGGAGAGAUAAGUUUUUUUGGCCUUCCAUCACAGCAAUGUGAUGGAUGUUUAUGUAAAUUAUGUUGUGUCUUGGGUCUAUUUGUUUGUAAUGUAUGGCUGCAGAAACGUCAUUUCGUUUGGACCUCAAGGGGUCCAAAUGACAAAUAAAUUGUAUCUUGUAUCUUGUAUCUUGAUGCCUGAUCAUUUUAUAUACUUCUCUCGUCAUCCCUCAGCCUCCUUUGCUCCAGGUUUAGUUUAGUUUAUUAUUGUCUUGUGUACAGGUGCAGUGAAAAGCUUUUUGAUGCGUGUUGUCCAGUGAGCGGAAAGACUGUACAUGAUUACAAUCAAGCCGUCCCAGGUGUACAGGGAAUAUAUUUAACGCAUGGUAAAGUCCAGUUAAGAUAGUCCAAGGGUCUCCAAUAGGUAGAUGAUAGCUCAUCCAGCCUAUCUAAUCUCUCCCCAUUACUGAACUCCUAAAAUCCAGGCAACAUCUCAUUGUAUUUCCCCUGCACUCACUCCAGUGCAAUCACUUCCUUCCAAAGUGCAGAUAAUACUCUAGUUGCAACGUAACUGAUUUCUGGGAUGUCAAGUCGUCAAGUUUAUUUGUCACAUACACAUACGAGAUGUGCAGUGAAAUGAAAGUGGCGAUGCUCGCGGACUUUUGUGCAAAAGACAAACAACCAAACAAACUAUAAACACAAUCAUAACACACAUAUU
Molecule: messenger RNA, 3393 nt
Organism: Leucoraja erinaceus (little skate)
Lineage: Eukaryota; Metazoa; Chordata; Chondrichthyes; Rajiformes; Rajidae
Product: thymic stromal cotransporter homolog
Exons: 4
Coding region: 598-1917 (439 amino acids)
Biological process (GO): transmembrane transport
Cellular component (GO): membrane
Molecular function (GO): transmembrane transporter activity
Source: RefSeq, a predicted model, not a curated record